Molecule: messenger RNA, 1728 nt
Organism: Cylindrotheca closterium
Lineage: Eukaryota; Bacillariophyta; Bacillariophyceae; Bacillariales; Bacillariaceae
Source: the annotation of a GenBank genome assembly
AUGAGUUUUUCAAAACGAUCAAUUGUACUUGGUGCAUUCCUGCUUAUGCACGCCAACUCGGCUUCUGCCAAGACCAUUAGAAAUGCAGAACGUAAGAUGCUGAAACUUGGCAAUCAUGCCAGAUUCUUCCAGGGUGAUCAUGGCGAUGCCGAUAAACAGGCUGUUAUUGAUGAGGAAUGGGAAGAAUUGGAUGUGCAACAAAUGCAAAUGAGUAUACCUUCACCCGGUCCAACGCCACCACCAACUCGCCCCCCAACCAAUCCUCCAACAGUUCCUGGCUUCGUCGAAACAGCAGCACCUACCCGUUUUCAACAAAAUACUCCACCACCUACUCCGCCACCUACUCCGCCACCUACUCCGCCACCCACUUUGCCACCUACUCCUCCACCUACUCCUCCACCCACUUUAGCUCCUGUCGUUGGCCCAACACCUCCUCCUACCCCAGGACCAACCCCAAGCCCCACCACCCCACCUCCUACUGGCCCGGCCUCGCUCUUCCUCGACGAAGACGAUGUUUUCGAUGAAUUUUCCCUUCUUGAGUGUCAAGGAGAUUGCGACGAAGAUACCGAUUGUGAAUUCGGCCUCAUUUGUUUCCAACGUGAUCUUGGGACCACCGACGUUCCAGGAUGUCUCGGGAAUGCCGAUCUAGUCGGUGAUGGCUUUGAUGAUUUCUGUAUCAAGCCUACGACAGAUGACACUUUGGUCAUCGCCGGGGACGAAGGCUUUCCAACAUCUGCAUUCCCUUUGCAACGUUGUCAGGGAGAUUGCGACACUGAUGCAGAUUGUGCUGCGGGACUAUCCUGCUUCAUCCGUACAGGCGACGAAGUUGUGCCAGGCUGCAUUGGAUUCGGUGGAACCGCAUGGGACUACUGCUUUGAUCCCAGUGCCACUACGAAGGAGCUCAACUUUAUUGGGCUUCCAGAUCCAGUAUGGGAUUAUUACGAACUAAACCAGUGCGAAGGAGAUUGUGAUUUCGACUCGGACUGUGCAAUUGGACUUGUUUGUUUCCAACGAGUAGCUGGAGGCAGUGGUGAUGUUCCAAGCUGUAGUGGAGAUGCCAAUGCUCUUGCAACUGGUAGCGAAGAUUAUUGUGUACUCCGCCCAUCCGACACUUUCCUCUCAAGUGUUUAUGAUCACUUUGAACAGGCAGAUCAAGGAACAUUCCCAAUCCCCCUGUGCUCUGGAGAUUGCGAUUUCGACUCCGAUUGCGAGGGAGACUUGGUGUGCUACUACAGAUCUGGAUUUGAUCAAGUUCCUGGAUGUAACGGACUAGGAGAGGAUAACUUUGAUUACUGCGUUCCUCCAACUACACCCGACAAGUCGCUCGACUUUAUCGGAGAUGAAGAAUGGUCAUACUACGAGUUAAAGGAGUGCCAAGGAGACUGCGACUUCGAUAGUGACUGUGAUCUUGGACUUGUUUGCGGACAGCGCUCCGCUGGAGGUGACGGAAGCGUCCCUGGAUGUACAGGAAAUGCCAAUGAUCUUGGAACUGGUUCCGAAGACUUCUGUAUUGUUCGACCAUCUGACACCUUUCUCGUGAGUUGGUAUGACGAUGUUGAAUUUGGCGACUUUGGUAUCUACCCUCUUCCCAAUUGUGCUGGAGAUUGUGACACAGAUGAGGACUGCGAAACCGGUCUCGUGUGCUUCGACCGACCAAGUCUUGCUACAGAAGUUCCUGGGUGCGAAGGGCCAGGAGAAGAGGCUUAUGGCUACUGCAUUGUUCCUUAG